Trichoderma aggressivum f. europaeum is the source of this 1332-nucleotide messenger RNA. Its product is annotated as transcriptional regulator family: Fungal Specific TF. Gene Ontology annotation, biological process: regulation of DNA-templated transcription. The transcript has 2 exons. Lineage: Eukaryota; Fungi; Ascomycota; Sordariomycetes; Hypocreales; Hypocreaceae. Gene Ontology annotation, molecular function: zinc ion binding; DNA-binding transcription factor activity, RNA polymerase II-specific. The record is from RefSeq and is a predicted model, not a curated record. Bases 1 to 1332 code for a protein of 443 amino acids.
AUGGGCCUUCGCCCCUCGGGCUGUUGGACAUGCCGAAUUCGACACCGGAAAUGUGAUUCGAGAACCCCCACCUGCAAAGAAUGCACCGACCGUAACGUCCAUUGUCACGGCUACGGGCAGAAGCCGGAGUGGAUGGAUGGUGCCGCUGAAGAAGAGAAGGAGAAACUGAGGAUCAAACAAGCAGUCAAGGAGAACUUCCGUAGCCUAAGGAGAAUGCAGAAUAGAGCUCGCCAACAUCGACGCGAUGUCGCAUCACGGCUGCAUGCAGUGCCGGCUCACCAAGAACAGGAUUGGGGGCCCAGUGGAUCGAUAUCCCCGCAUCACGGCGGCAAUCUCCCUGAUUCUGAGCUAGACAGCAGAGAUUACGCACCAAACAAUGAGUUGAAUUCCGAGAGUUCCAACAACACUCGGUCAGCGCACAUAGAGUUGGUGCGGCAAGAGUCCGGGCGGAUGCCGUGGAUCGACUCACACGAUGCUAUUUUGCUAAUGCAUUACUUGGACCAAGUAUUUACUUGGCAGUUCCCUUACCACUCAUACGCCUCUAGGUCAGGAAAUCGAGGCUGGCUGCUUUCGCUACUGAUACAACAAGGUCCCCUUUAUCACGCCAUCCUGAGUCUGUCCUCCCUUCACCAGAGUGUGUUACUCGGCCGAGAAGAAGAAUAUUGCCAGCAAUGCAUAGCGUUUGACCGCCACUCCCGGGCAUUGAGAGAGCUCUGUGCAUUUAUGAGCUGCAAAGAAGAACAAUUAUUCAACGAUGCAGCGCAAAUGACAGAGUUUCUGUCAUCCGGCAUAAUGUUAAUUACAUUUGAGGUAUUUCGAGGCGGCGAACACGACUGGCAGUUACAUCUGAAUGCGCUGACUUCUACAUUGAGCCAGCUCACAACCCAAAAUGGCUUCUCCCCUCAAGACGAUCAUAACGACUUUCAUUGGGACAAAAUGCACGAUCAUCUUAAUUUCACGGAAAACAAAGACUGGCAAGGCCUACAAUUUCUCAUCACUGCGGCACUCUGGUUCGACAUCCUCUCGUGUGUCUCAACUGGUGAAGUACCCGCGCUUCCGUACAGUCAAUGGCUCAGCAUUUCUGGGCUAGACACAGCGGCUAUCAUGGGCUGUCAAAACUGGAUCAUGGCAUUGAUUGGUGAUUUGGCCAAUCUGAAGCAAUGGAAGGACAAUGGCAUGAAAAUUGGAUUGCUGAGCACUCGUGAUCUGGCAGUCAAGGGCCAGCGAAUUGAGACUGCCCUCGAAAACGGUAUUGCACAAUUGGACAUGAAUGACAAGGUGAAUUUGGUCGCCCCCAUGUUCUUGCGGCAUGACGUUGACAGAUUUGCUUAG